GGAUCUAAAUGUGCGCACUCCCCACCUAGUUGAUGCUAGAGCAAUAAACUCUAAGCGAUCAGGAAAUGUAGAAUCAUGACUGCCAGUAGACAGCUCGCACUCGAAGCGGAUUCACAUCGAAAUGUCGGUCGAUCAGGAAUUUGAGGCAGCCGCCGAAGCUAUAAAGACGCUUACGAAACGUCCUAGUGAUGAGGAGCUUUUGGAACUUUACGCUUUGUUCAAACAAGCUACAGUCGGUGAUAAUAACACAUCCAAACCUGGUAUGCUGGAUCUGAAAGGAAAAGCAAAAUGGGAAGCAUGGAAUAAGAAGAAGGGCAUUACUCAAGAAGCAGCGAAGCAGAAUUACAUCAAUUAUGCUAAUCAAUUGAUCAGCAAAUAUAAGUAGUUUCGUCUAUCGUC
Messenger RNA from Camponotus floridanus (Florida carpenter ant), 399 nucleotides. RefSeq names its product acyl-CoA-binding protein homolog. The coding region runs from base 122 to 385 and encodes 87 amino acids. The record is from RefSeq and is a predicted model, not a curated record. The transcript is spliced from 3 exons. Gene Ontology annotation, biological process: fatty acid metabolic process. Gene Ontology annotation, molecular function: long-chain fatty acyl-CoA binding. NCBI's taxonomy places the organism in Eukaryota, Metazoa, Arthropoda, Insecta, Hymenoptera, Formicidae.